CUGUCAUUGCAGCCCAACGUACAUUGCUAUUCGCUGUUGAUGUAAUCGCACCACUUGCCACUUUCUCGUCGUUCAAACAAAACCCUUUUUUCUCUAUCUCUUGAUUACUGUAAAACCAUCAAGUAAUUGUUCCAUGAAUCGUUCUCGAGCUGUUCCAGUGAGAUUCGAUCUUGUUCCGAGCCUCUCCUCCGGUUUUCCCCAUCUGGGUCUUCCUGCAUUUUCGUCUUCUGUUCAUCGCUUGGCUUGAACUGAGCAUGUUCUCCGACAUGGGUUUGCCUUGUGCUAAAUAGCUCUCUGUCUUCGUUCCCGUACGGGGUUUGAGUUCAUUUUCUACCGUUUUGGAGUGUCAGAACACAGAAUAUCUCCCAAGUGUUUGACAAUUUGACACAGAGAAAUACAGAGAGGACGCCAUGGAAGAGACUUUCGUGCCGUUCGAAGGGAUCAGGAAUGAUCUGAAAGGAAGGCUGACGUGCUACAAGCAAGAUUGGACGGGUGGCUUCAAAGCUGGAAUUAGGAUUCUGGCUCCCACCACAUACAUAUUUUUCGCCUCCGCGAUUCCUGUCAUCUCAUUCGGCGAACAGCUAGAGCGAAACACCGAUGGAGUUCUUACCGCUGUUCAGACCUUGGCUUCUACAGCCGUUUGCGGCAUCAUACACUCCAUUAUCGGAGGACAGCCCUUGCUGAUACUCGGAGUUGCAGAGCCGACAGUGAUUAUGUACACUUUCAUGUUUAACUUUGCCAAGGAGAGACCAGAGUUGGGUCGCAACCUGUUCUUGGCCUGGUCUGGAUGGGUUUGUGUUUGGACAGCUUUUCUACUGUUCGUGCUGGCGAUAUUAGGGGCAUGUUCCAUCAUCAACAGGUUCACCCGAGUAGCCGGAGAACUGUUUGGACUGCUUAUUGCCAUGCUCUUCAUGCAACAAGCCAUCAAAGGACUGGUGGAUGAGUUUCGUGUCCCUGGCCGUGAAAACGGGAAGCUGCUCGAGUUCACGACUCCGUGGAGGUUUGCCAAUGGGAUGUUCGCUCUAGUUCUCUCCUUUGGUCUUCUUCUUACUGCACUUAGGAGCAGGAAAGCCAGGUCAUGGCGAUAUGGAACCGGCUGGCUUAGAAGCUUCGUAGCAGAUUAUGGUGUGCCAUUCAUGGUGCUUGUGUGGACUGCUGUCUCCUAUAUACCAGCAGAAGAUGUCCCGAAAGGAAUUCCCCGACGACUCUUCAGCCCAAAUCCUUGGUCCCCUGGCGCUUAUGAGAAUUGGACUGUCAUCAAGGAUAUGCUUAAUGUUCCGAUUGUUUACAUUAUCGGAGCGUUCAUUCCGGCAACAAUGAUCGCAGUGCUUUACUACUUCGACCAUAGUGUAGCAUCGCAGCUCGCCCAGCAGAAAGAGUUCAAUUUGAGAAAACCCUCUUCCUACCACUACGAUUUGCUUCUUCUUGGAUUUCUGACUUUAAUGUGCGGUCUCGUCGGAAUCCCUCCAUCCAAUGGAGUAAUCCCUCAGUCUCCAAUGCAUACCAAGAGCCUUGCUACUCUCAAAAAUCAGCUGCUACGAAACAGGCUUGUAAGAACAGCGAGACAAAGCAUAAAAACGAAUGCAAGCUUGGGACAGUUGUACGGAGAUAUGCAAGAGGCUUAUAACCAAAUGCAGACCCCUUUGGUCUACCAGCAGCCUCAAGGUCUGAAAGAGCUGAAGGAAUCGACAAUCCAAUCAACUACAUGCACAGGCAAUCUCAACGCUCCAGUUGACGAGACUCUGUUCGAUAUCGAGAAAGAGAUUGAUGAUUUGUUGCCUGUUGAAGUUAAAGAACAGAGAUUAAGCAACUUGCUUCAGGCCAUGAUGGUCGGAGGAUGUGUUGCGGCCAUGCCUUUCCUCAAAAUGAUCCCUACUUCUGUCCUCUGGGGAUACUUUGCUUUCAUGGCCAUCGAAAGUUUGCCCGGAAACCAGUUCUGGGAGAGGAUCUUGCUUCUCUUCACAGCCCCGAGCAGACGUUACAAGGUCCUUGAAGAUUACCAUGCAACGUUUGUGGAAACUGUUCCAUUCAAGACAAUUGCAGUAUUCACCCUGUUUCAGACAGUGUAUCUUCUGAUAUGCUUUGGUCUAACAUGGGUUCCCAUUGCCGGCGUCAUGUUUCCUCUCAUGAUCAUGCUUUUAGUUCCGGUAAGACAGUACCCUCUUCCGAAAUUCUUCAAGGGAGCUCAUCUUCAGGACCUGGACGCAGCAGAAUACGAAGAAUCCCCGGCCGUACCUUAUAAUCUCGCUCAGGAAGGCGAGAUCGGAUCCACAGCUUCGUAUCCGGGCGAUGCAGAGAUUCUGGACGAGGUUAUUACGCGAAGCCGAGGAGAAUUCAGACACACGUGUAGUCCUAAGAUCACGAGCUCGACUUCGACACCUGCACAUCGGAGCCUGUCUCAAGUGUUUAGUCCCCGAGUUAGUGAGUUGAGGGGAGAGACGAGCCCGAGAGUUGCCGGAAAAGGGCAAAACAGUCCGAAACCGGCAACUUUUGGGAAGAGCCCUUUGAACCCGUCGCCGAACUAAAACCCAGCGAUCAAUAAGAAGCUAAUAUAAUCGAAAUAAUGAUAAUGUUUGAUUAGUAAAAGUAAUUAAUCUUAGCUCUAAGCUUCUGAGUUUUUUUUUUCUUUAUCCAUUUUGAUGUUGUGUUGUGUUGUGAUGUUCUUGGUCUUGAAUUAUUGUAACACCUGUCUUCAUGUGUUAAUUGUGUGCAAUGAUAAUGUUGAAAGAUGUAAAAAAAAAAAAAGGACAUAUCUCUUGACUCUUGAGUUACAGAAAUCCGCACA
Tarenaya hassleriana is the source of this 2785-nucleotide messenger RNA. Its product is annotated as boron transporter 1. Gene Ontology annotation, biological process: transmembrane transport; monoatomic anion transport; monoatomic ion homeostasis. Gene Ontology annotation, cellular component: plasma membrane. Lineage: Eukaryota; Viridiplantae; Streptophyta; Magnoliopsida; Brassicales; Cleomaceae. The transcript is spliced from 12 exons. The coding region runs from base 411 to 2525 and encodes 704 amino acids. The record is from RefSeq and is a predicted model, not a curated record. Gene Ontology annotation, molecular function: solute:inorganic anion antiporter activity.